Molecule: messenger RNA, 984 nt
Organism: Vicia villosa (hairy vetch)
Lineage: Eukaryota; Viridiplantae; Streptophyta; Magnoliopsida; Fabales; Fabaceae
Exons: 3
Coding region: 454-867 (137 amino acids)
Biological process (GO): double-strand break repair via homologous recombination; mitotic cell cycle checkpoint signaling; response to ionizing radiation
Cellular component (GO): SOSS complex
Molecular function (GO): DNA binding
Source: RefSeq, a predicted model, not a curated record
CUCUCAAUUUCCUCACACAAUUUUCACUCUUCUCGCCUAUAUAAGUUCACAGAUUAAAAGGCGAAAAAAAAAAAGGAAUGUUAUGCUGUUGAAUUGAAGCUAGACAAUUCUCCUAAAAAAUUAGACCAAACCUUCAACCUGCUGAACCAUCACCGCACCUUCACUGACAAUCCAAGAGCCAAAACUCUCACAGAAACCUCUGUUGAAUUUCAUCUUCGUGUAUCACUUCCAGCAACCUGAUGGCAUAGACUUCCCGAUUUAUUUUCGGAGGAGAAGAAGGAGCAUAUCUAUUACCUCUGGUUUUCUUUAUCGUCGGUGUCGAAAUUCUCGGACUAGCUCGGAGCUUCACAAUAGCACAAGACUGUAUCUUUUUUCGUUCAGCAAAGCUUCGCCUGCACCGCCACCGUCAAGUCAUUGCGCCGCCGUCGAAUUUUCUCCAUUACAAAUCAAAAGAUGAUGAUUGUUCUCAAAGACAUUGUGCCUGCUGCUCAAAACAACAUAGACACUAAAUUUAUAAUGUUGGAGAAAGGGAAGACAGCACUUGAAGGGCAGAAUAAAGUGUGUUUGGCUCUGGUAGCUGACGAGACUGCGGCGGUUCAUUUUCAGCUUUGGGGAGAUGAGUGUGAUGCUUUUGAUACAGGUGAUAUCAUUUAUCUAACCAAUGGCAUAUUUUCCUACCAGCGCAGCAACCUUAUCUUAAGGGCGGGUAAGAGAGGGAAGUUAGAGAAGAUAGGAGAGUUUACUAUGUCCUAUGUUGAGACACCAAACAUGAGUGAGAUUCAUUGGGUUCGAGAUUCAACAAAUUCUAAGUAUAUGCAGGAGCGUGUAAUAUCUCCCCAUUCACGGAUUUUCCCCCCAAUUUUGUAGUUUGAUAUGCAUUUUUACUUGCAGCAAAAGUUACCAACUUGUUUGUUGAUAAACCUACCUGUUAGUUUUACUUGUACACUCUCAAUCACCUUGCAAAAAGGAAGACGGUGUUUUUUA